Messenger RNA from Mesocestoides corti, 321 nucleotides. Lineage: Eukaryota; Metazoa; Platyhelminthes; Cestoda; Cyclophyllidea; Mesocestoididae. The record is from the annotation of a GenBank genome assembly.
AUGGAGUCACUCAACAACCUUCCAACAUUCUUCACUGAAUUUCAAACUAGAACCAUGCAGCUGCGGAAGCUCAUUCCCUCCCUCAAUGAGAGCAUAAUAACCUCCCUGCGAUCCCAAUCGGCAAUUCCACGUGACAGGCCGGACGAGGAGGUAUUCGCCGGACUCCCAACGCUACAAAACACCCUUCCUCUUUUUGAUAUCUUAUCAAAUUGCCCUCCACCACCUGGUUCCACGUGCUCCUUUGAGUCCACAAAAAUCCCAGCUCGACGAUUGCUUAGCCGACUCGAGCUCGUUGCGAUUCUUGCCAGUGUAUAUGAAUUG